AUGCAUAUCCUGGUCGUCAAUGACGACGGCCCGCCAAACGAGCGCGUCUCGCCUUACGUCCGCCCACUCGUCGACGAGCUCCAAUCCGCCGGCCACCUCAUCUCAGUCGCCAUCCCCGCCGCCUCACGCUCCUGGAUCGGCAAAGCCCACCUAAUCGAAGCCGAGCUAACAGCCCACCUCGUCCACCCAGACUCCUUCCGACCCGACGGAUCCUGGGACUCAACCUACAAGCCCGACCCUACAACCGAAGAUGGCGCCGCUGGCCCCCAAUCCGACUGGGUCGUCAUCCAAAACGGCACCCCCGCCAGCUGCACCCAGCUAGGCCUACACAACCUCUUCACCGACCUCCCACCAAUUGACCUCGUGAUCUCCGGCCCAAACCACGGCCGCAACGCCUCGACAAUCUACAAUCUCUCCUCGGGAACCGUGGGCGGGGCCCUGGAGGCUGUUUUCUGCGGGAAGCGCGGCAUCGCCAUCUCGUUCGGCAGCAAGGAUCCGCAGACCGAUAGCGUUAUUGCGGCUGCGGCCCGGCUGGCUGUGAAGCUUGUGGGGCAUCUUUGGCGGAAUUGGGACGAGCGUGUUGAGUUGUAUAAUAUCAAUAUUCCCAUGCGGGAGGACGUGGAGGGUCAGCCUGUGCUGUAUACGAGGACGUUGCCUUAUUAUUGGUCGCGGGGUUGUCUUUAUGCUGAGACGGAUAGGAGGAAAGAGGAGGCGAGGAGGGUUUUGAAUGGGGCGACUAAUGGGGUCAACGGCGUGCACAAGGAGACUAAUGGGGUUAACGGUGUCAAUGGUGUCAAUGGUGUCAAUGGUGUUAACGGUGUUAACGGUGCGCAUCAUGGUGAACCUGAGGCUGAGGCUGAGGCUGGGACUGUCUCUAAACAGCGCCAUUUCAAGUGGUCUGCUGAUUUGUCGGAUAUGAAGAAGAGGUUGCAAGAGAGUGAGGAGGGGACAGAUGCGCAUACCGUUCUGAAUGGCUCGACUAGUGUGACUGCUUUGCGCGCCAACUUCUGGCACGUCCCUGGUCUGGAAGGACCGAUAGAUCUUGAGCUGUGA
Molecule: messenger RNA, 1053 nt
Organism: Penicillium manginii
Lineage: Eukaryota; Fungi; Ascomycota; Eurotiomycetes; Eurotiales; Aspergillaceae
Product: 5'/3'-nucleotidase SurE
Exons: 3
Coding region: 1-1053 (350 amino acids)
Cellular component (GO): P-body
Molecular function (GO): hydrolase activity
Source: RefSeq, a predicted model, not a curated record